UCUGCGAGUGACGACACACGCACCAACUCUUUUUCCUUUGGACACACCCUUAACAAUAUUGUACUCUAGUGACAAUGUUUUAAAAAUUCAGAGGCACGAGGUUAAUAUUUUUCUCUCUAAUGAUCACCGAGAUUUACUUGGAUACGAUUUAAAGACGAAAAAAGGGAAACUGAUAGUGCCACGGAAAACGAAAAGUUACUGACUACGUGUAGUAAAGUCUCGUGCCAAGCUGACAGCUGAGCCCUCGGGACGUGAUGUCAAACAAUCUUGUUGUCAAGUGAUUGGAUUCGUAAAUCCUUAUAUCGGCAGUUUCAAGUCCGACCUCCGUCAUCGACGAAGCUCUGUUCGGAUUUGUUCGUUAAAUGACUGUGAAAGCAGUAUCAGAAAGACUCGUCUGUUGUGCGCGCCAUAUCAAUAACUGAGCACUUGAAAACGCCUCAGAUUUUAUGCUAAAGGCCACAUUUGCAUGAUUAAGGACGUAAAAAGACCUCUUAAGGCUAUCAUCUGGAAGACCGUCCUCCCCGACGACCGGCCAUGUCUCAGACGGAAUCCGAACUGGACCAAAAGCUGGUGAUGAACGGAGACGCGGGGUUCCGGGGCUCCCUCUCGCCUCGCCUCGCGCCUGCAGUCAGCAUGAACCCUGCGGCGCCCAAGCUAAACAUGGGUGUCGACUUAAAGCCUCAGCAGCAAGGGCUGCUCCGGCCGGGCGUGCGCAAAGACAUCAUCAGGAAGAACGGCGACUGCAACAUCACCUUCUCGAACCUGAAGAAGCGACGGUCUCGUUACCUCCAGGACCUGUACACUACACUCGUCGACGUGCAGUGGCGCUGGACCCUCUUGGUCUUCUUCCUCGCCUUCAUUAUUAGCUGGCUUACUUUCGCCUUCAUCUGGUACAUGAUCAUCAAGGUCAACGGCGACGUCGACGGCGCUAAGAUUUGCAUCGAAAAGGUUGAGACUUUCACGGCAAGCUUUCUCUUCUCGAUUGAGACGCAGCAUACCAUUGGAUAUGGAUCCAGAUACAUCACGGAGGAAUGCCCCGAGGCAGUGUUGGUGAUGUGCAUUCAGAGCAUCACUGGCGUCAUAUUGCAAGCUUUCAUGGUGGGCGUUGUGUUCGCUAAGCUGACCCGUCCCAAGCAACGCACCAACACCAUUAUGUUUUCCCGCAAUGUAUGUAUCUGCAUGAGGGACGGCCGCCUGUGUCUGCUGUUUCGCGUCGGGGACAUGAGGAAGUCCUUCAUCAUCGGGGCCAACGUGAGAGCUCAGGUAAUCCGGAAACGCACAACACAAGAAGGAGAAUUGAUUCCGUACCACCAGUAUGAUGUAAAGUUGGGCAGUGAUGACGGGUCUGAGAACCUCUUCUUCAUCUGGCCCAUGACCAUCGUUCACACUAUUGAUGAAAACUCCCCUUUCUACAAUAUGUCUGCUAUGGACCUCAUGAGUGAGAAAUUUGAAUUAGUUGUGUACCUUGAAGGGACAACAGAGUCUACAGGAACCACAAUGCAGGCACGAUAUUCAUACCAACCAUCAGACAUACUUUGGGGACAUCGAUUUGAAAAUCUAAUCUUCUUUGAUAAAUCAUCAGAUAACUAUGUAAUAGACUUUAGAGAAUUCAACAAGACAAGAGAGAUCUCAACACCACUAUGCAGUGCUCAUGAUUUAGAAGACUUCAAGCAGCAGAGCAAUGACCCUUUGAUGUGUUGCACUCCUUCAAAUUCUGACCAGAUUGUAUGUCUUGAGCCUGAUAUUUUUGCCUCACAGGAAAGUCAUGCAGAUGAUUGAUGAAGAGACUACCAUGAAAGUUGAGACCAUAUUUGAACCUGUUGACCCCAGGAGUGUGUGUUUGCAAGCACUGUCCACUAUGAAUCAAUGCAAUUCAUUUUGUUUAUACAUAGAUGGCAACAGAACUUAAUCCCCAAGGAAUCAGUUACUAGGCCUACCAUAUUUGACCUGGUCACCCCAUUCAUUGAAUUUUGAGAAAGAAAGCUGUUAUUAUUACUAGUUAACUAUUGUUAUUGUUAAGAAUAUAGUAAUGAUAGUACUAAUAAAUGGUAAACAGGUACAGUCAGGUAGGCCCUGGGAACCUAGGGAACUAAACUUUUGUGAAACCAUCAAUAUGUAAAGAAAUUUGACCAAACAAAACUACAGGCAACAGGGCAUGUAUCCAGCACAAAUGGAUUAAAGGUAAAAAGAGAUCUUUUCAGGUACUGAGGCUACAAGUUAUAUCCAUUGGUGUAGGAAGGUUCACUGCCUCCUACUGCUAUCAUAAAAUUGCUUUGAGAGAUUUCAGGUAUUUAGUAUAAAGAGUUAAGUGUUCUUUUACAUUUCCCUCUGUUUUUAGUCCAUAGACAAGCUACUGCAAAAUCACAGUAAAGAUUAUUGCUGUUAGUAUAUGUAGGCAUAUGACACAUCCCAAUAUCCCUGACCCUGAAAUGUAUUUGAAAUAAGGUAAUUAAUGAUAGCAUUGGGGUGUUAUUAAAAUGUACAGUUAUUUUAGAGUUACAGUGUUAAUGGUAAUUAUAAUUUCUUGCAUUCCAUGUGUAUUUGUUAAAAAUAUUGGUAUGAUAUUCAGUUUGUCUGCAUAAUACCAUGAAAUUGGAAAUUGUUUUUGUGAAUUAGUGUAAAGAACUUUAUUUUUUGUGUGUUUUUAUUUGGCAUUUGUAUUAGAUUUUUUUUCAUUAUUCAGUUAGCUAAAAGAAAGAAUAAUUUUGGUUAUAUAUUUGUGUGUAUUUUGCAGUGGAGUUUAAAAUUGUAAUAGGAUAUAUUUAUGUGUAUG
Penaeus indicus is the source of this 2773-nucleotide messenger RNA. Its product is annotated as inward rectifier potassium channel 2-like. Gene Ontology annotation, molecular function: inward rectifier potassium channel activity. The transcript has 9 exons. The record is from RefSeq and is a predicted model, not a curated record. Gene Ontology annotation, cellular component: plasma membrane. Bases 535 to 1779 code for a protein of 414 amino acids. Lineage: Eukaryota; Metazoa; Arthropoda; Malacostraca; Decapoda; Penaeidae. Gene Ontology annotation, biological process: potassium ion import across plasma membrane; regulation of monoatomic ion transmembrane transport.